AUGCUCGUCCUGAUCGCAGCGACUGUACCGGUACUUAUAUCCGUAUACCACUACUUCUCUCCGACUUUUCAGCCCCUUCUUCCCCUCUUUGGCGAAUCGAACCACACUGCCAUUCAAUUCCAAACUAGAGAACUAAGCGGUGGUCGAGUAACACUCUUACUGGUGUAUCAUAUCAUACGCAGUCUAGUUCGAAGGAUAGGACUCGGACCUCGUCUAUCUGUCAAUGAAGAAGAUACUCAAAAUGGUGCGGUAUAUAGAAUCAAAGAUGAUAUAUCGCUCUCAAUGCCUUUCCACAUCACUUCCUCAGAUAUCGACAAUUACCUACAUUGUCUAUCACCCUCCUCAUCUUCAUCUAACACCAAGCAAAAUAUCCUAUCCAGUGGAAGGCAUUUACAGUUACUCUUAUCCGCUUUGACGGAACCUUCAAUGCUCUUACUUCUGUCCAAGGAAAAUUGUCCUAUAGAUCCGAUAGGUUCAGUCAACGUACGGAACAAAUUCACUUUAAUCGAUCUUCCACGCUGCCAGCAAACCCUCCAAAAUACACUGGAUAAUGAAAGUAAACCCGGUCCCGGACUGAUAGCUAUGGCGAAGUUAGAUCAGAAUGUGAGAAAGGUUAAGAGAGGUUGGAAAUUCACUAUUAUCGUUGAAUUGCUACUAGAUCAAACUGGAACUGACACUGGAAAUGGAUCUGCUAUAUAUAAACAGGAAUUUACAAUGUUAGAAUUCCAUAAACAUCCACAACAACCCUCUAUACCACCUCCAAACGCCACGACUUCCAUCAAUAUAGGAUCUAUAGGGAUGUUUGAUAUCGGUGAAGAGGAACCUUGGAAUUGGGCGAGAAUAUCUAAAGAUUAUAAUCCCAUACAUACUUCUUCUACCGCUGCAAAGUUACUAGGAUUCAAAAGUACUAUAGCUCAUGGGAAUCAUAUAGUAUCCAAAGCAAUCCAGCAAUUGUCCGACCAUAAGAUACAAAUGGACAAGGGGAUGAAGGGAUGGAUAAAAGUGGAAUUUAAACGGCCGAUAAUCGUACCGUCCACUUUGGAAAUCAAGAUGUAUCCCCAGGAAACAGAGAAGGAAGAACAGCUUGUGGAGAUCUGGAUGAAUGGCAAGGUAGCUACUACUAUCACUUUUGGGAAUGAAUGGCAGUCGUCUUAA
Molecule: messenger RNA, 1155 nt
Organism: Kwoniella mangroviensis CBS 8507
Lineage: Eukaryota; Fungi; Basidiomycota; Tremellomycetes; Tremellales; Cryptococcaceae
Exons: 1
Coding region: 1-1155 (384 amino acids)
Source: RefSeq, a predicted model, not a curated record